Molecule: messenger RNA, 6698 nt
Organism: Misgurnus anguillicaudatus (oriental weatherfish)
Lineage: Eukaryota; Metazoa; Chordata; Actinopteri; Cypriniformes; Cobitidae
Gene: mcf2b
Product: MCF.2 cell line derived transforming sequence b
Biological process (GO): intracellular signal transduction; dendrite development
Cellular component (GO): cytoplasm
Molecular function (GO): protein binding; guanyl-nucleotide exchange factor activity
Source: RefSeq, a predicted model, not a curated record
AAAAACUAGUAGCCUAUACUUCAACAUUUACUAUUUUAUGCUUUACUAUAUAACAUUAAAGUACUUCAGAUUUUAGUACAGUUUAAUAUAUAGAAAGUAUAUUUUAGUAUUAUUAUAUGUGGAUUGUUAGAAACGUAAAGCGUGAAUUGCGUUAUUAGUUGUCGCGUGCGCAUCGAUCUCUGUCCAUGGUGCUGAAUUUUAAAACUCGCGUUUCCGGCAGCGCUGACCAUAAAGACUUUCAAUAUCAAAACAGCUGUGUUUUAAGUAAAUUAGACAAGAAAAGAGCAGUUUGUUGGAUAUAUUUCGUUCAGCGUUAAAGUGCCAUGUAGGCUAUUUUAGAUUACACAACAAUGAGAGUGUAAGUGCGGUCAAGGUGUUGUCGGCACUGCAGCAUCCCUUCUGCGGCUGCUCGAUGCUGCUGCUGCUGAGAGUCCCGUAGACAAAGUCAUGGACGGAGGGAAGUUGUGAGGUCGGGAGGUGGGUUUACAUCCCCACGAAACGGGCACAUUAGAAACGAUGGCGGAAGCAAACCCAUUCAAGGGUCUGCCCCGGAUCCAGAGGGCUGCGAUGUCCUUCCCCGGACAUUUGCACUUAGUUUUGGUGCUAAGGCCCAAAACUCACCAGACCACUGGAACAGACCUCGGUUUCCGCUUCAGUCAGGACGACUUUGCCCUAAAGAUGCCGAUGGUAAUGCUGAGCUCAUUGACAGACCUGCUUCGCUUCAUUGAUGAAAAUCAACUCAGCACUGAGUUUGGUGGUACGCUGGAGCAGAGCCACAGUGAUUGGAUAGUUUUGCGAACAGCCAUAGAGAGUUUUGCAGUGACUGUAAAAGAGAUUGCUCAGUUGCUACAGACAUUCGGAACAGAGCUAUCUGAAAUUGAACUGCCUGAUGAAGCCAGCGGCAUUGAGUAUUUACUCAGAUCACACACUGAAAAAUACAGACAGAUGAAGGAUGACAUCAGGUGCGUUUUGAGGGAAGGCCGUCAGCUACUUUCAAAUCUUGAGGCAUCUAAGGCAGAAGAGGGGGCUGCAGCAGAAGAUAGAGACAUCAGCCAUGACAAAGAAAGAGUGCAAAGGCUCUUGGCACAGCUGAGGGACAUGGAAAUGGCGUUUGAUGGCUUUUUUGAGAAGCACCACCUCAAACUUCAGCAAUACCUGCAACUGCUUCAAUAUGAGAUAAGCUUCCAUGAGAUGGAGGACAUUUUGGAGAAACUCAGUAAGCAGGAGAAAGCCAUCGCAGCUGUGGGAACUACGGUAGCUCAGACGGACCAGUUACUCACAGAUCUGGAGAUGCUGGAAACCACAGCAGAGGAGGAAAUGGGUCGUGCUCAGAUUAUUAUACUGCACGGUCACCAACUGGCUGCCAGUCAUCACUAUGCUCUUGCCCUGAUUGUUCAGCGCUGCAACGAAUUACGACACCAUUCUGACACGCUUACAACAGCCCUGCGCACCAAACGGGCCGCUCUCACGCGUAUACGAGACCUUCUGCUGCGGCUGGAGGAGACUAUGCGUUGGUGCGAUGAGGGGGCCUAUCUGCUUGCUAACCAGCUGCUGGAUAAGUUUCAGUCUAAAGAGGGGGCGCAGGCAGCACUGCAGGACAUAGAGAGGCUGGUGGAGUCUGCACCCUCGGUCCUGCGGUCCAGCCCUGAUAUCCUGAGCCUGGAGUUUGAAGCAAUACUGACACCUCAGCUGCAGUCUCAGAUAGAGUCCGUCACGGAGAAGCUAUCAACAGUGCAGGGAAUGAUCCAGAACAGACAGGCCUGUCUAAGGAAACUGGCAGAUAUUCAGGUCAGACCCAUCCAGCCGGUCGCUCCGAGACCUGAGACCUCACCACGCUGCAAAUCUCCACUUUUCUCUCCCAAACACAGCUUUGACGUGAACUCCAGUUUGAGGUUUUCUUUUGAUCUUGCACUACCCGGUAAAAGGGCCUCACGGAAAAAUCCCAGCACGAAAAAGAUAGAAGUGAUGCACGACUAUGAGGAGAAUCGUAGCUGCCUCUCUUACGGGCCGGAGGGAGUUGAGAACCCCGACCAGCACAAGCGCCGUGUAAUGAAGGAGUUGAUUGAGACAGAGAGAAUCUAUGUGGAGGAGCUGCUGUCUGUUUUACUGGGAUACCGGGCAGAGAUGGAUAACCCCUCCCUCUCGAGCAUACUGCCAUCUGUACUGCGAAACAAAAAAGAGGAACUGUUUGGAAAUCUGCCGGAGAUCUAUAAAUUUCACAGCAGGAUAUUCCUGCAGGAUCUGGAAAGCUGUUUGGAAACUCCAGAGAGAGUAGGAGCACGAUUUCUGGCAAGGAAGGAAAAUUUUCAGGUCUAUGAGCGCUACUGCCAGAACAAACCGCGUUCAGAUGCUCUCUGGAGGCAGUGUUCAGAUUCUGCUUUCAUUCAGGAGUGCAAAAGAAAGCUGGAUCACAAACUAGGACUGGAUUCGUAUUUGCUGAAGCCUGUUCAGCGUUUAACCAAGUAUCAGCUUCUUUUAAAGGAACUACUAAAACACAGUUCAAACUCGCAGUAUGAACCUGAGCUGCAGGGGGCGCUAAAUGCCAUGCUGGACCUUCUCAAGUCUGUCAAUGACUCUAUGCAUCAAAUUGCCAUCACUGGUUAUGAGGGUGAACUGAGCAACCUGGGCCGUGUUCUGAUGCAGGGGUCCUUCAACGUGUGGAUCAACCACAGGAAAGGGGCUACACGGAUGAAGGACAUGGCUCGCUUCAAACCCAUGCAAAGACAUCUGUUCCUGCACGAGAGAGCUCUGCUUUUCUGCAAGAAGAGAGAUGAGAAUGGAGAGGGAACUGAUCGAACAGCAUCUUACAGCUUUAAACACUGCCUGAUGAUGAGUGCGGUCACUAUCACCGAAAACAUCAAAGGUGAUGUGAAGAAAUUCGAAAUCUGGUACAAUGGUAAAGAGGAGGUGUAUGUUGUUCAGGCCUCUACAGUUGAGGUCAAGAUCGCCUGGCUUACUGAGAUUAAAAAAAUACUCCAGCAAAAGUUUGUUAAAGGGGAUGCUAACUCUUGUUUAGAUGGUGAACAACUGCUAUUUCCACCCUUGGCAGACAGUAUGAGGCAUAUGUCCGUGUGCAUGCCCUGGACUUCCACACAGGUCACUGGCUGCUCAGGUUGUUUUGAUGUCCUUCCUCACAGCAAGCUUCAGGGGGCGUCGGUCAGCUCGGAGGAGGCAGAUUCAGACCAGGCGAGUCUGGUUCUGACAGACCCGGUCAUCGUUUCUCCCCGUCCACGACAAAACAACAACCGCCGCAGCUGGCCUGGGACAUCUCACUCAGUGGACAUCUGUGAGGGUUUAGAGGACUGGACCACUGACCUGUCUAAUAUCUCAGACUCUGAUGAAGAUGAUGAUGUCCUGCUGGUUCCUGGAAGGUACAGAGCAAUGGUGGACCAUUUAAAAUGCGGUAAGGAUGAUGUAAUCAUCAAAAGUGGUGAUGUCAUUCACGUGCUUCAGGAGAAUGCCACGGGGCUUUGGGAUGUUAAGAAUUUGACACGUGGUGGUGAGGGAAAACUCCCCGUUGAUAAACUGCUGAGAAUAUUGGGAGAUGCGGGAAGAAGUCCAUCCAUUAGGUCAGGAGGUGAGAUAAUGGUACGGGAAAUAUAAACAGCAUCUGAGAACAACCACAUCAACAUGUGACAAGCCUAAAGGCCAUAACUGUCAUCCAGGACCGAGCCCAGUCACGCCACGUGACGCACACAUCCACACAAGAAAAACAGAGCCGCCAUGAGAGUUCCCAUCUGCCAUUGUUUGGGAUUUUGAAUUGCAUUAGAUUUAGAGGCAAAACGUUGUUUAGAAACACUAUGAACCACAUUGAUACUAUAAAAAGAUUUUCCUCCUGCAACAGUGAAGUAGGACAUUUGUUAAGCACAGACUCCAGCACAAACUUAAGUAACACAGAUACACUUCAUUCUUGGAAAUUACCAUCAACAAACUGUGCCAUAACACGUGACAUAAAAACGUAAUUUGGGUAUUUAGCAAAGUAUUUAAGUGUAUAUAUACUAUGCUGGUAUAGGGUAUAAAACCAAGGUAAUGACCCACUGUUAUCUUGGUCCAGAUGGUUACAGUGGGCGUGCACUUGUUUUAAAAAGCCAUUAGGAUGCUGGAAUGGACAGCAGCUGUGCAGUGGAUGAAUGAUAAACAUCUAAUACUCUAUGGGUCGGUUUCCCUGGACAGGGUUUAGAUUAAUCCAUUAAUAUGCCUUAUUAGGACAUUUAAGUAUUUUUUACAAACAUUCCUAACAAACAAAAAAACAAUACUGGUAUGCAUCUUGGGAUAAACGGCACUGAUAUAUGUUAAGCUAUGUCAGUGCAAGAUGUGUUUAAAUUAAGGCAGCUCAAACAUGCAUUGUAAUAUGGGACUAGGAUAAACCCUGUCCGCAAAACUGUCCCUAUGUGCCAAAACGUAAUAUUCCAUUUUCAGGUUGAUCUUAAUUUCUAUUCAUCUUCUCUGUAAGAAAUAUUAUUUCAGAGAGGUUUAAUUAAUAAUCAAAAGUGAAGUUUUCAUGAAAUUGCGCUGCUUUCCUUCAUAUGGUCCAGGUUAAGUGCCUGUACGUUUAUUUUUUUGAGGCAGAUGUGAAAUGCAGAUGUUAUCAAAGUGAUUAAACAUUCAGUGGUUUUAACCAGCAAGCAAUUUUACAUUUAAAAGACCUCUAAUAGACGUUCAAUUACAGCGCAGAUAUCUAGGGUCUGUCAGUGAAAAUGUAUUAUACUUUUAACCAUAGCCCCCUCCCAAAAAAAUGAAAUUAAAUAAAAUGUAUUAAUAAAUUAAACCAAACGGGUGAUUCUCACGAAAUCCAGAUUUAGAAGGUGUCCAGCAUCAGAAUUUUUAAAAAGCCCUUGAAGCCAUUUUUUUUGCACAUAAGAUUAAGGUUUAAACUUACUAUAACCAUUAUUUUUAGAGGAUUUAAAAAAUAUUUUCUAUAGAAUUAUAUACUUUUUUUUAAAGAUUAUCGUUACCAAAAAUGAUCAUUACCGCAACAUGAUAUUACAUUAAAUAUAUGCAUUUACAAACUCAUGUUUCGGUAAUGAGAACUAAAAAGUUGUCUAGGUAUGACAAACAAAAUUUAAAAUUUUAUCUGGAGAGAUAAAAUAAGAACUGCUGGUAGCCAUCUUGAGUGUCACAGUCAAUCAUGUCCCUUCCAACAUUUUUUUUUAAAUGUUAGUUCCUUGAGGGCUUUGACAAUGAUUGAAAACUGAGGAUGAGAAAACUUUAUUUAAAAAACUACCAAUGAUCACCAAAUACCACAUGUUUCUUUACUGUAAAUGUUUAUAGUAUAACAUGCACUGAAGCUUUUUAUUUUUUAGAUUUUUUUAAUUAUAAAUAUUUCCAUGUCAAAGAACCAAAAUCCCGUCAAGCGGUAAUGAAAAUGUUCCCCAUAAAUGUGGAAAAAACAACAAAAUUGGUUUGUAUGGUGUCAUUUAAAAUCAUGUUCAAAAAAAUAAAAUAAAAUGAUGUGCAAAAUAGUACAGGAAGAGAUGUUUGUAACUGUAUGCUUUUUAUUUUGAUAGCAUUUACUUUUUUAUCAAAAUGUUUCACGACACCUCAUAAGUCUAAUUUCGCGAGAAUCCCGACACUCUGUAAUCACUUUUGACUUGUAACAACAUGUAACCAAAUUUUAGUUUAUUUUGGCUAAAAGUGGGCUACUAAUAGCUGGAAUAUACUGGGUCUAUGGUGAAAUUAUGGCUAUUGCUUGCUGGGAAGAAUCAUUAUUGACCUUUAAGAAAAAGAAAUCACAAGUGACAUCACUUUAAAGGAAUAGUUCACCCAAAAAUUUAAAUGCUGUCAUCAUUUAUUCACUUUCAUGUUGUUACAAACCUAUAUAAAAUUUCUUACAAAGGAUGUCAAUGGGGCAUCUGAUUGGUUUGGUUACAAACAAUUCUUAAAAUAUCUAUACAGGUUUGUAACAACAUGAGAGUAAAUGUAUCUCUUUAAUAUCUCUGUUGUUUACUAUUUUAUAGCUGUGUCAUCUUGUUUUUAUGACCAGUUGUCUCAUACUGUAUAUUGUCUAUUUUUAUUUCUUCUAAAGAAAUUUGAGAGUUACAUCUGGGACAAAGUACAUACUUGAAAAGAUACAUAAAUGAAACAUAAACAAGAUUACAUAACCAGGCGAUGAAAGGCCAUCCAUCUAAGCAUCAAAAUAUUUCUCUGAGAAAGGCCAAACUAAAAUUUACUAAGGUGCAUAUUUGGUUAAUAUUUUAUUUGCAAUUCAUCACAUCCACCAAAUUUAGGUCAGUUCUUCUCAAUGAUAUCCAUCGUACAUUUGAGUAUGAUGAUGUAAGGCCCACUGUGUAAGCUUGUCCAUUCCAUUAAUUUUCUUUCAGGACUCGUUUCCCUUCCCUUUCCCAAAGAGUAUGAUGUCAAAAAAUGUUUUUACUGUUAAGCAUCACUAAGAAAUUUAAACACAUUUGCAUGUGUCUUCUCAUUUCAUUAGAAGGGGAUGUGACACAAUAGAAGAAAAAAUGUGGUUUGAUUGAACAUUUGUGUAUUUCUUAAAGCCAUUUGCAUCUGAUGUAUAAUAUGUACAGAAUGAAUUAAUAAGACAAAAGUGAUCUCAUUUUGAUUUGUGGCAUAUGAUGUACGAAAAUAAUUUCAUUAGAUGUAAAAGCACAACGUUGAAGAUGGAAAAUUAUAUUUUUCUUGGUUGUGACAAUGCUGUUAUUAAAUGAAUGAAACCUAGUAAAUAUCUGUACAGAACAGCC